UAAGGUUGUAAGAGGCUUCGACCAUAAGUCCCAUUCUCCUACGACUCCUCAAAAUCGACAUCCACAGAGCCUUUGAUUCCAUUCGCUAGGAUUUCGUCUCUAAAGUCUUUCUCUAGAUGUCUGGUCCCUCUUCUUUUGUUCACUAGAUUCUCCCAUGUAAUUCCUCCCCCAAAUUCUCGGUCCUCAUUAACAGUAGCCUUGCGGGCUACUUCUCCUCCUCUGUUGGUAUCUGUCAGGGUUGGCCCUAUCCCCUUUCCUCUUCUCUUUCUCUCUCUUGAGGUGCUCUCCCACUUAAUCCAAUCCUCUGCGGAUCAGCCCAUUACCAAAUGCAAAGCUCUGAUGCUCACCUAUCUGGACUUCGUUGACAACCUCAUAAUCUUUUCCAAAGCUGAUCCUCGUUCCAUUUCCUCCAUCAUGUCCUCCCUCCGCCUCUUCGAAUCCCUAUCAGGUCUUUGCAUCAAUCUCCUUAAAUCCAACAUUUUCCCUUCAAAUGUCUCCGAUGCCCGUCAAACUCAGCUCUUUGCCAUCUUUGGAUUUUCCCUUGGCCCCUCCUUUUCAAAUACCUGGGUUUGCCCUGUUUAGCUUUGGAAAGGCCAGCCCGUUUCCUAUGUUGUGCGGCUUGUCCUCAUCAAAUCUGUCCUUUAAGCACUUUACCUCAUCUGGUCCAGCAUUUUCUCCCUCCCCGCUACCACUUCUAAAUCCAUUGACUUGCUUCUUUGUUCCUUUCUUUGGAUAAGAGCUAAUUCUCCUAAUUUCUUCACCCUUUCAACUGGUCCAAAAUUUGUUCUCCCAAGGCUAAGGGAGGCCUUGGCUUAGGGAGAAUUAAGGAUACCAACUCGGUGGGCAUCCUCAAGCUCAUUUGGAAUAUUUUCUCUAAGCAUCAUAGCAUUUGGGUUUCCUAGAUUUACUCAUCCCCCCUAGAAAAUGACUCUCUUUGGUCUUCUUCCCCUCCUUCUGAUGCCUCUUGGAUCUAGAGGGAAAUCUUUAUCUUAAGAUCAUUUACUCUCGCUACCAUCUCUUUAUCCAUUAGGGACAACUCUUUCAUUUCCCUUUGGAUGGAUCUUUGGCACCCCUCAACCUACUCUCCCCUGGAGUGAUAUACUCUUCUGGUCUCCCUAGAUCUUCUAGGCUCUCCAACAUCCUCUCCCUCUUGAGAUGGGAUCCCCCUAUCUCUUCUCCUCUCCUUUCUGACCUCUGGUCCUCCCUUCUUCCCAUCCUUCCUGGCCAUCGUGGAAGGGUGGAUAAGGUUAUAUGGUUGCCCUCCUAGAUAGGUACAUUCUUCUUUGCCUCUGCUUGGGACUAUAUUCGGACAAAACCCCCCCUCAUUCCUUGGUAUAGCACCGUUUGGUUUAAAGGCCAUAUCCCCCACCACAGUUUUACUGUUUGGCAUGCCCUUUCUAACUGGCUUCCCACUCGAUCCUUCCUUCUCCACCGGCACAUUAAGGUUUCCCCCUCAUGCUGCCUGUGCUGGAAUGGCUCGAAAGAUACUGAUCAUCUUUUUUUCUCCUGCCUCUUCUCCUCCUUAGUUUGGAAGAAAGUUCUUUGCUCCAUCUGGCCAGCCGGUAAACCCAUCCUUCCCUUGUUUGGAGAAUGGCUUUGGAUUGAUAUGACCUUUGGUGUUUCUUCUAUUUGUGACAAAGUCGGAAAGCUUGCCCUCACAGCCACCAUCAACCACAUUUGGCUGGAGCGUAAUCUUCGUAUAUGGACAUCCAACUCUCGUUCUUUUGACAAGAUUUGGAAGGCCAUCUACUUUGAUAUUUGCUCCGAGAUUGGAUUUAUCUGCCACCGAAAGGUUCCUUGCUCCCCAAUAGGCUUAUUGUUGUUGCCUGGGCUCCCUCCCUCCACUAUCUCCCCUUUUGAUGUCUCUCUCCCUUUAGUUGGGCCCCUUGACCUUUGAGGUCCAUUUUGGGCUUUGUCUACCUCCUCUCUCCUUCGUAUCUUCUUCCUUUUGGUAAUGAAAAUUUAUUCAUUCAUCCAGAAAAAGAAGUGUUCCAAGUUAGCCAAAGCUUUUCUUCCCCACUUGGUAGACCAAUCAGAGUUUGAUAUUAAUUUGGAGUUUAAAGUUGAGAGUUUGAAAAAUUAUGCUACCAAAUUUUAUGUCAUUUAAUAUAAGAGGGUAGCAGUGUUAACUGUUUAGUCAGAUCAUGCCAAAAUCGGGUGUUAUAAGGAGGGUGGUGGAACUUUACUUGAGUGGUAAGUCUUGUGGAUUUGCCUAGAGUUUAGAGUUUGCUUUAGUAGUACAGUCUUCUCAAACGACGACAUGGAGGUCAGAUUGCUGAUAUAGAAAUUAUGAGAAAGAGGAUCUGGAUCUUGUAUGUUGUUCCUAUUAUUGGCUAACAUAUAAUGGACUGCUAGCCGAUAUCAAAAUCUUUCCCCCUUUUGUUGGUUAAAAUCAUUUUCCAAUAACCCUUGCCUACUUGUUAAUGUCAUAGGAAGAGAAGGUGGUAGAUGUUGAGGCAUAUCUGAGUACAAUGUGAAGGACAUAUUGCUAAUGUAGAAAUUAUGGAGAAAGAGGAUGUUGAUCUUUAAACAGAAGAUGGCGGAGUCAAUCAUCUUGGGUACGAUAGCUAAACAGGUGUUGCCUGCAAUAUUACAAGCGACGUAUCAGAUCGUCAGUUUCAGGGAAGACGUUGAACAGCUCCAAAAUACUCUAGAACAAUUGGUUCCACUUUUUAAAGAAGGGAAGCAAGUGGAUUUAGAGUUGACCGAUCAGAAGCGGAAGGGUCUCGAGAAAUUUGAAAAGAAGUUGUUGGAAGGAGAAGAGCUGGUCAAGAAGUGCUGCAAGAUAUCGGCUCCGAACAUCUUCCAGAAAUACCGUUACUCCAGGAAGAUCUCCUCUUUGAAUAAAACUAUUCGUAGCUUCUGCGGGUUGGAGUUGCAGGUCGAAAGCUGGCGCGAUAACAAAUUGCUUCGGUCCGAUGUCCAACAAAUGCGAAUGAUGGUGGAAGGAUUGACUCAGCAGCAGGGACAGGGUCAGGGACAGAUUGUGGGAGUGGGUACCCUGGGUAAUGAGGGUUUGCUUGCGGUUCCUAAAAUUCCAGAUCGUGUUGUUGGAUUUGGUAUGGCUCUCAGAGAUUUGAAGAAUGAAUUGUUCAAAGAAAAUGUGACAGUGCUUGGACUAUGUGCUCCUGGGGGAUGUGGGAAGUCGACAUUAGCUGCCAUGCUUUGCCAAGACGAAGAAGUUAGAGGAAAAUUCAAGGAAAUAUUCUUUGUAAAUGUUCCAACGACACCCACAGCCACCUAUGAGAUCCUACAGACACUACUUGAAAAGAUUGGUGGUGGGGUGCUUCCGUCUAGCUGGAGUGAAGAAAAUGCAAUGAAGCAAUUUCAUUACCAUCUGGAGAGAAAGCCAGAGCAACUACUGUUGGUUCUAGAUGAUGUUUGGGACAAAUCAGUAAUUGAGAAGUUUUUCUCUAGAACAAAAGGAUUUAAGAUGCUGGUUACAUCAAGAGAAGAAUUCCAAGUAUAUAAUACUGAAUAUCAUUCUAAAUAUCAUUUGGAAAAACUCAGUCACCAAGAUUCCAUGAAUCUCUUUCGUCAAACAGCAUUGUCUCAAGAUAGGAAUGUGGGCUUUGAGCCAGAGGAGGAUCUUCUAAAUCAGAUAGUAAGAUGCUGCGAUGGUUUCCCACUCGCUAUAACGGUGAUUGCCAAAUCACUGUAUCAGCAGCACCCAGUGAUAUGGGAAAACAUGGCUAAGAAACUAUCAAAAGGUUCCUGCAUUCUUGAUUUUGAUGAAAAUUUGCGGGAACGUCUUUCAGCAAGCUUGGAUUCCUUGGAAAAAACAGUUCUAGACUGUUUCUUGGACUUGAGUUCCUUUCCUGAAGACAAAAGGAUCCCUGCAUCUGCUCUGAUCAAUAUUUGGUGUGAGCUCUAUGAACUAGAUGAUGAAAAUGAGGCCUUUGUCAUUCUUCUCGAACUUGCCUCUCGAAAUCUUGUUAAUUUGGUUGGAAGCAGGAAAAUGACCACGGGGAUUGUUGCUAGCUUCAAUGAUCUAUUUGUUACUCAGCAUGAUCUGCUGAGAGACCUGGUUAUCUACCAGAGCCGGCAGCGACUUAUCAUGUACAAAAGAGAAAAAGGCAUUCUUGAGAGCGGGAGAAAACAAGAGAACCACUAUUUCAAUCCCCGUCUUGUUUAUCUUGGCACAGGUGAAAUGUUUGUAGAAAGCUGGAAUGACUUGCAACUUCCCGAAGUUGAGGUGUUGAUUCUGAAUUUCUCUGCAAGUAACUACUCUUUACCCCCAUUCAUGGAAAAGAUGAGGAAGCUAAAGGUUGUUAUCGUUGUAAACCGUGGACGGACCUGUGCCAAGCUGAGCAAUUUGAUAUCACUUAGGGAAUUGGCUAAUGUAAAGAGGAUCAGGUUAGAGAAAGUCUUGAUUCCUUCCCUUCAUGAAUUCACAUUGCCAUUGAUGAAUUUGCAGCAGGUAUCGUUAGUUAUGUGUGAUUUUGACCAUGCUUUGAUGCAAUCCACCAUCAAUGUCUCCUACGAGUUACCUAAUCUUGUUGAGAUCAACAUCGAUUACUGCCAUGAUAUAGUGGAAUUGCCUCCGUGGAUCUGCGAUAUCAUUAAUUUACGGACACUCAGCAUUACUAGCUGUGAUAAGUUAUCUGCACUACCUGAGAGAAUUGGAGAUAUAACAGAUUUAGACUUGUUAAGGUUGCAUGCUUGUACUGGAUUAUCUUCUUUGCCAGACUCAAUAAAAGGACUUCAGAAGCUGAGGUUCCUUGAUAUAUCCGACUGUUGCGACUUAAACAUGCUGCCUGAUGGGAUAGGUGAGUUACAUUGUUUGAAGAAGCUUGACAUGAGAGGUUGCAAUAAGUUGAGUGAAUUGCCACCUUCAGCCAUGAAUCUUGUUCAUUUAAAGGAAGUGAUAUGUGAUCAAGACACAGCUAGUCUUUGGGAACCUCGAUCAUCAAGUCUAAAAAUAAAUGUACCUGAAAAUGACAACAACUUGGAUUGGCUUGGGGUGAUAUUUGACAACUAACUAGACUGAAUCUCGGAUUGGCAAACGGAGGAGAACUGGUCAAAAUGAGAACUUUCAAUCAAUAGCAGGGAUGGAUAUUGCUUGUACCACGUUUUUCUGGAUAUUUUAGUCUUGCUCUUUUGUACAUUGCAGUCUUUUCUCUACAAUACUUGUUUCCUUUUCCUUAUUGCAUAAUUUAUAUGGAAGUACUAUGUUUCAUACAGAAAAAUAAAAUCUGUGCAGCAGAGCUGUUUAGUUGUGAAAAGGUUCAGUUUAAGUUGAGUUUAGAGAGUGCAUUAGUCUAUACACUUGUGUACCUUCAUGUUGUAUAAUUUUCUGUAUUGGACUAGUUCCGGGUAUGAACCUGGGCAACCCAUUAUCAUUAGAAAAUUUUAUCGAAAAAUAAUUUCAUUUCAUUGA
Macadamia integrifolia is the source of this 5380-nucleotide messenger RNA. Its product is annotated as probable disease resistance protein At5g66900. Lineage: Eukaryota; Viridiplantae; Streptophyta; Magnoliopsida; Proteales; Proteaceae. Gene Ontology annotation, biological process: defense response to fungus. Gene Ontology annotation, molecular function: ADP binding. The record is from RefSeq and is a predicted model, not a curated record. The transcript is spliced from 7 exons. The coding region runs from base 2516 to 4981 and encodes 821 amino acids.